Molecule: messenger RNA, 1499 nt
Organism: Spirodela intermedia
Lineage: Eukaryota; Viridiplantae; Streptophyta; Magnoliopsida; Alismatales; Araceae
Source: the annotation of a GenBank genome assembly
AUGAAGCCGGUGGUGGGCACGGUGGUGUCGAACAAGAUGCAGAAGUCGGUGGUGGUGGCGGUGGAUCGCCUCUUCCACAAUAAGCUCUACGACCGCUAUCUCAAGCGCACGAGCAAAUUCAUGGCACACGAUGAGGAAAACCACUGCAACAUUGGCGACAAGGUAUGGGGGAGCCUCAAAAAGCUCAUGUCUCGCUACCGAUUCUUCUCAUUUCUCUGGGGCCGAACGCCGGCCACACCACACCACACACACGUCGCUAGCUCACAUCUGUCUUAGUUAGAUGGAAACCCACCCUUGGUCGCGGUCGGAUGGGUCGUUCAUGCUACUCUGGAUAUCCCCCGCCUCUCCCAAAUCGCAAGACUAGAAAUGAACUGGCGAAGCUGGUAGGGCGCGUCCUCUUUGAAUGCGUCCGUGAUUUCUUAUCAAAUAUUCUCGGUUCUGAUCAUUCAUUCUCUCCCACGGAGACAAGUUUUGGAGUAACCUGCAUAUUUAUCUGCUUACUGCGUUCCAUGUUGACAUGAACUCGUGCAGAUUUUUUUUUAUCUAUCUUCGUCUCUUGAUAUAUUCCAUGAUAAUUCUCGAUAUGUCAAAUCAUCUAGGAAGAUCAUUUCAUCUGGGUCAAGGGAUUUUCUUGUGGACAGAAGUGGGAUCACAUUAGGAACAUAGAAAGCCAGAAGCACAGUUCAUGCCCGCCCAAGUUCCAGAAAUCACGCUUAGACUUCUCCCUCGUUACCAAUUCCUGACUACGUAUGAAAUUGAGCUGGGAUCCAGAAUUGGGCUGCCUAGUAGCCUAGGCUCUCCUGACAUCAUAGGCCUGCGGAAUCCUCCAUUCACAACUACUCCUGCUUCCAUGUGGAGCCCUAGACAGAAGCCCUGGUUCAUUUGUUCUCCCACAAGAAUGUGAUUGAGCUCCCAUUUGCCAGUAAAUUACUUAGUUGGUCCCUCUCUUUGCUCCAGCAAAGCCUGUAGAAGGGCCCCCGCAUGGAGAAUUCAGCCUUGAAGCCGCGAUCUGUCAUUCCGGUGAGCCUGGGGGCUCAUGGCUCGCCUCCCACGAUCAUCAACUCCUUUUUGGAAACAGAUGUGGUGGAUGCUACCAAUGUUAGACAAGAUUGUAUUCUUUGUUUUGAUUCCAAGGAUUGAAAACAAUCAAUUUAAGUUCAGUACUAAUAAUAAUAACAGCAGCAACCAAAGAAUCGAACCAAGGAUUGAAAGAGUCAUUAGACACUGUUCUACCCGCUAUUGGAUUUGAACCAAGACUCCUGCUUUUUCGUGUCUGCCCAGAACAUUAGAGAUUGGUCAAAUGGAACUCUGAGACUAUGCUUUCUUUUUACGUAUUCUUUUUUCAGGUUAGAUUGGACCCAUCCAGACCAUUGAGCAAGCGCAAGCGCUGGGUAGUCGCUGAAAUCCUCAAGAGGGCUAAUAUCUACAACCCUGCUGCUUCAAAUGCAUCGUCUCCUCGCAUCCAAUCUGAGACGUCCGCGGCGCCAGCUUCUUCCUAG